CAGGACGGGGGUCGGUGUCGUCGUCGGUGGGCAGCAGCGGGCAGCGGCGCGCCAUGGGCGAUGGCGGGGGGCCGGAGGAUUUCUCUUCAGAGCCUACCGAAAAUGGACUGCAGCCAUGCGAAGAACCUCUCCUCAGAAAGAGUUCUCGGCGAUUUGUCAUUUUCCCAAUCCAGUACCCUGAAAUCUGGAAAAUGUAUAAACAAGCACAGGCAUCUUUCUGGACAGCCGAAGAGGUUGACUUAUCAAAGGAUCUUCCUCACUGGAACAAGCUGAAAUCAGAGGAGAAAUAUUUUAUCUCUCAUAUCUUGGCAUUUUUUGCAGCGAGCGAUGGAAUUGUAAAUGAAAAUUUGGUGGAACGCUUUAGUCAGGAGGUGCAAGUUCCAGAAGCUCGCUGCUUUUAUGGCUUUCAGAUUCUUAUCGAGAAUGUUCACUCGGAAAUGUACAGUUUGCUAAUAGAUACUUAUAUCAAAGAUCCCAAGAAAAGAGAAUUCUUAUUCAACGCAAUUGAAACAAUGCCCUUUGUCAAGAAGAAAGCAGAUUGGUCUCUGCGAUGGAUAGCAGACAGGCAAUCCACUUUUGGGGAAAGAGUGGUUGCCUUUGCGGCUGUGGAAGGAAUCUUCUUCUCCGGAUCCUUUGCUGCCAUAUUUUGGCUGAAGAAGAGGGGUCUUAUGCCUGGAUUAACUUUCUCUAAUGAACUCAUAAGCCGAGACGAGGGCCUUCACUGUGAUUUUGCUUGCCUGAUGUUUCAGUACUUAGUGAAGAAACCUUCGGAAGAUAAGGUCAAGGAGAUCAUUAUUGAUGCAGUUGAAAUUGAGCAGGAGUUUUUAACAGAAGCUUUACCAGUUGGUCUGAUCGGAAUGAAUUGCACUUUGAUGAAACAGUACAUUGAAUUUGUGGCAGAUCGAUUACUUGUGGAACUUGGAUUCUCAAAGGUCUUUCAUUCCGACAAUCCAUUUGACUUCAUGGAGAAUAUUUCUUUAGAAGGGAAGACAAAUUUCUUUGAGAAACGAGUCUCUGAGUAUCAGCGUUUUGCAGUAAUGUCAGAAACAACAGACAAUGUCUUCACCUUGGAUGCAGAUUUUUAAAGCAUUUCUUUAAAUGCCCCCGUCUAAACUGUCAGCGAUGUUCUGUUUUUAGAGCUCUCUCUUUUCUUUUUUUUUUUUUCCCCAUGGGGAGCUUUACUGUACAUCUUUUAUGAGAGCAGAAAAAAACCAGUUAGCUUGACUUCUGAGAAAAGGGUGGCAGAGUCAUACAUGCCCGGUGGUUCCUGUGGGCCUGCGGAGUCCUGCACCUGCCUCACAAACAGCUAGGCACCAAGUUCAAUGUAUUUUCUGGAGGCCUAGGUCAUCUGGCAGAGCACUAAAAAGAGAAAAAAACCAUAAGAGAAUCCCAGUAAAUGUAGAAGUUGACAGGCCUGAUGAAGUAUUUAAAGCCUACCAUACAUUCACCUAUUUCAUGUCAAAGACAACACGUGUUUCUGUUGGAUGCCAUAUUUUUUUUUUAGUUUUUAAUUACUGUAUCUCUCUUUGACUAACUUUUUGAGGUCUUAUUCGUUGCAACCUUGGGCGACACUCAGGUAAGGCAGUGUUAGAGGUAAUGGUUGCAAGAAUGCAUUUCAAAAUAACUGGAACAGCAGAUUGUACUAGGUCAAGUUUAUUCCAGUUAGAGGCAACUGAAGUGAACCCUCUAUGACUCCGUGCCGAUCCUUGUCCUGAAAGUUCUGUGGCUAUUCAGCUGUAAAUAUUAGAAGAGCAAAGCUAGGAAAAUCCUCCAAAUGCAGGUACAAUUCGAAGCUGCAAUCAAAAGGCGGAAAUGUAGCUAUUCUAUAUAUAUUUUGUCUCCAUUACUGUUACCUGUGGCGAUCGUGCUAUCAAAUUAAGCCUGACAAAUCCUUACUCUGCUUCCUUAACCUCACCGUCAGGUGAGGUAGCAUUCACGUAGAGGGAAAAACUGUCUUUCUUCUGCGUCGGCUAUUAUUUAAAGACAGAUGUUAUGCAAUAAGAAUAAUUUAUUAAUUGGUUUUAAAAUUCAACAUUAUGAGUGACAGAAAGUUUUGAAGUGUUCCUAUACUUUCUAUUGAACUCAAAAUUUUAAGUAUUGGUCAGUGCCUUAGUAUGAAGCAUAUUUAUAUUAGUAAUACAAUCAAGUAUUGGGGAAAUGGUCUAAUGCUGAGAUUCUUACUUUUAAUAUGUUGGCAUAUUAUCUGUGACCUUAGGAGGCCAUGAAGUACAUCCCCCUGCCUCCUGCAUUUCAAUGUAUAACAUAAGUAGCUGAAAAUCCCUAUUACCGUAUAGGAACCAACCAAAGCUCGGCUUGACAGCAGUGUUAUUUUUAAUUAUAAAAUUCAUACUUUGAUAUCUUCGAGGUUUCCUUUACCAUUACCGUCUUUCUCUCUUUUUAUCAAUGAAAGCAGGCAAAGAAUCUAAAUAAAUUUGAUCAGUAGAGAAAACGCGAAUUGGUAGAACUUAGCACUUUGUGAUUCUGUCUGAUAACAUUGGCCUUUCUGUCCUCAAUACCUUCUAUUGUCCAUGUUCUUGCCAUAUACUAGGUACUGACUUCUACUGACUUUUGAUGACUUAGAAUAGUGCUAAGGGAGAAAGGACAUAGACGUGUAUUCCAUAUCAUCCAGUCUGUAUCCCAGCCAGAUUGCUAAUGCUGCUGCCCACUGAAUGUUGCUUGCCCACUGAGGAAUGGAAUGAUAAUUGUUUUAGAAAUCCAUAUCAUUCUGGUCUUCUUUUUCUCUGGGCUAAAUCAGAUAAGAGAAUAUGGAGUGGGAAUUAGCUCCCCAUAUUUCACCAGGUUUUUCGGUGUUCUCCUCGAUUGGUUCGAUACUCGUCUACGGGAGACGGAAAAUCUGAAAUCACUGAGGCCCUCGUUGGCCCUGUCAUGGGAAGAGGACUUCAGCCUUCCGAUCUCUCAACUGGAUUUUUUUUUUCUUAAAAGAAAAACGUAGACUCAACUGUAGCAAAAUCCCAUAUGCUUGAGCUGUUAAAGGAAAGAAGAAUUCUUAAACUUUUAAGCUUUAUUUAAUGUGGUGGUGUUAACUUGUGUAUUUACCUUUUGGUUGUAUAUUGACAACUUGUUUGAUUUUCUGGUAGAUGUACAUAAUUAGCCAAUGAGAUUUAUUGACCCAUUGGGUUUCAAACACUGUACUGGAUGCUGUAUACCUAAACCACGGUUUUUUGCAGGACAUAAACUUUGGUAAUCAGGCUGUGUCUGUGUAAAAUUCAGAUUUUCAAAGAAACGAUAAGAAUAUUUUGGUUUUGGUUUCUUUUUCAUUACAAAGUUUAAUGUAAUUGAAAUAAAAACCCAGAGAAAUCCCA
This is a messenger RNA of Ornithorhynchus anatinus (platypus), 3323 nucleotides long. It is a transcript of the gene RRM2B, whose product is annotated as ribonucleotide reductase regulatory TP53 inducible subunit M2B. The record is from RefSeq and is a predicted model, not a curated record. The coding region runs from base 54 to 1085 and encodes 343 amino acids. Gene Ontology annotation, cellular component: cytosol. Gene Ontology annotation, molecular function: ribonucleoside-diphosphate reductase activity, thioredoxin disulfide as acceptor. Gene Ontology annotation, biological process: deoxyribonucleotide biosynthetic process. The transcript is spliced from 9 exons. NCBI's taxonomy places the organism in Eukaryota, Metazoa, Chordata, Mammalia, Monotremata, Ornithorhynchidae.